Molecule: messenger RNA, 4391 nt
Organism: Mytilus trossulus (common blue mussel)
Lineage: Eukaryota; Metazoa; Mollusca; Bivalvia; Mytilida; Mytilidae
Product: TBC1 domain family member 14-like
Exons: 12
Coding region: 483-2942 (819 amino acids)
Source: RefSeq, a predicted model, not a curated record
UUCUGGGAGGCCAACCUGUUAGGUCAUAUUUUACAUCUUUAGGGAGUGCCUUUGACAAAAGAAUCACUAUAAUCAACUUUUUUGUUCUAUCCUUAGUUGAAACUAAACCAGAUAUACCACUACCCGAUCCUUGCAAUGCUUAAACUGCACUUACGAUACACCCCCUAAUUUACAUAUCGCACAAACAUGGCGGACCUUGAUCUGUCAAAAAUGGGAGGAACAACAAAAACAUCUGAAUAUAACAACAAAACAUGGACUUAUGAAACAAAAUCAAGUGUCACAGUCUCUGUUUAUACAUCAUUUAUUUAAGUGUGAGUUUAAAUAAGAUAGUUUGGCUCUACUCUGCCUCAAGUUAUAUGGCUUCUAAAGCAUACCCGACAACAAUAAAUUUUUGAAGGAAAGAGGAAUGUUUAUUUUAGCGUGAUGUUCUUUGAGCAAACCACAAAAAACUAUGAAUAACCUUUGUAAAACGUUUUAUUAUAAUGGGAAUUUUCCAAAAUUCUUUUGACCAUCUCGAAAAUAGAGAAAAAAUGCGCAUUGGAAUGUCUGAGAACACAGAUUCAACAUCUAGUUUUCAUUUAGUUAAUUCAAAAGUAGAUAUGGGGCCAACUGAUUCAGUGUCAUUUGUGAAUCCAAAUCCAAACAAACUAAUUCACAAGGAGGUUGAAAAAGGGAAAUUCAGUUUAUCUCUCCGUAAUGACUAUGAAAGAGAUCUUUUAAUAAAACGCUUGGAUGAAAGUGCCGACAUUUCCAGUGGUGAUGACAGUUCUCCUUCCAAAAGUCUAUGUCCAGCAGAUGCUCAAAACAUAGAUGAUUCACAGGGGUCAUUUGAUAAAAUGGAGAUUUAUAAUGACGAUGAAAAAGAAGCAUAUGAUAAUACUGACGAUUGUGACAGUGAUGGGAAAGAAGCAAAGUCCACUUUGAAACCUGUUGAUUCAGGAUUGAUUAUUUCACCAAUUAGAUUAACAGAGGAUAUGCCUAUCAAUAUCAAUGAUGAUGAAACAAAAUUUUCCUCAGUGACUAGUAAUAUGCAGCAAAAAUUGGUAUAUAUUCCAACAACAAAACAACUUGUAGCAGAAAGCUCAAGUCAUGCAAAUUAUUCUAAUACUCAUGAUCAAAAUGCACAAAAUACAAAUAGACCUGACCAGUUGAAUGAAAAAGAUAGCAAUGAUUUAAGUUCUUCAACAGAAACAAUUUUGAAUGAAAAUGGUGGUGUUAAAUUCAGUAUACAAGUGAAUGACACGUCUAGUCUUGGUGGUGAAAGUGAUUCCCUUUUGUAUCUUAGUUUAAGCAAGAAUAAAGACAAUGAUCAAUUAUCGUUGAAUAAUUCUGAAAAUGAUACAUGCAUGCCCCGUAUAAAUACUGGAGAUUCUUUACUUCGGACAUUCAAUGAUACUACAAGUCUUUCUAGUCUUAGUACAUGUACAGAUUUUUCAAUAUCAGCAGCAUCUAUGGACGAAGGUUGUGAUGGAACUGGACUUUGUAUAGAUACUGGGGAUGGAGAAUUUAUGGAGAUUAGUUUACAUUCCAGAAAUUCUUUUGAAAGAAAAAAGAACCCAUCUCAGGAUAGUGGGUUUGAAGACAGAGGUUCUAAAUCUAAAAAGAAAGGAUUGUCUGUGUCAGAUUUUUUAACCAGAAAUCUGUUUUCCAGAAAAGCUAAAGAAUCUGAAGAUGAUGCUGAGCAAGGAUGGAAAUUAUUUGGUAGAAUUCCUCCAAAGCAAGCUCCUGAUAAAGAUCCUCAACAGAUAACACAGGAAUUCAAUAACAAACUCAGAUCAGUAGCUCAACCAAAGAAUAGUAAACAUACUGAUAUAGAAGUCAUGUCUACCACUGCUCUUAUUCUAGAGAAUAGACCACAGAAUCUACCAACCAAAGAUCCAGAAGAGGCAGAGAAACACAGACAACAGUAUGAAGCAAUGGUAGAGGCUGCUAGGAAAAAGGAAUUAAAGGAAUUAAAGAUGAAGAAAAAACAAAAGCAACAACAAUUGAAAAAUGAAGACAAAGUUGUUUGUGCAGCUAAAAGAUGGACAGAUGAAAUAUUACCAAACUGGGAAGCAAUGAAAUCACAAAAGAAAACAAGAGAGUUAUGGUGGCAUGGUAUUCCUACUAAUGUUAGAGGAAGAGUGUGGCAGCUAGCAUUUGGAAAUGAUCUCAAUGUUACUAAAGAAUUAUAUGAAAUUUGUUGCAGUAGAGCUGAUGAUAGAAUUAGAAUGACUAUUGAAAGCUCUGAAAUCUACGGCAAUUCUGAAACCUCCUCAGAGCCUCCGUCCAGUAAAGAGUCCAGUGUAGAACUUAUCAAAUUAGAUGUUUCUAGAACAUUCCCACAACUUUGUAUUUUCCAAAAAGGAGGUCCGUAUUAUGAUUUACUUCAUAGUUUACUUGGUGCCUAUGCAUGCUACAGACCAGAUGUUGGAUAUGUCCAAGGUAUGUCUUUCAUUGCUGCUGUAUUACUCCUCAAUAUGGAUGUAGCUGAUGCCUUUGUUUGCUUUGCUAACCUUCUGAAUCGUCCAUGUCAAGUAGCCUUCUUCAGGGUGGAUGAGGAAUUGAUGAAGGUUUAUUUUCAUACGUUUGAAGAUUUUUUUGACGAGAAUAUGCCUGGAUUAUACUCACAUUUUAAAAAACACAAAGUCACUCCAGAUCUGUAUAUUACUGAAUGGAUAUUCGCUUUAUUUAGUAAAUCACUGCCUUUAGAUAUUGCUUGCAGAGUAUGGGAUGUAUUUUGUAGAGAUGGUGAAGAGUUUCUGUUCAGAACAGCUUUAGGUAUAUUGAAGAUGUAUGAAGAUUUGUUAUUACAUAUGGACUUCUGUAACUUAGUGCAAUUGUUGACAAAAAUACCAGAAGAUAUCUCUAGUGAUACUCUGUUUAAACAUAUAGACACGAUACGAAUGAAUAUUGACAAGAAACGAUUCAAUCAAGUGUUGGCUGUUAAUAAGGAAUCGUGAUGAUAAUUGUAUGCUAGCUUUCCAAGUCUUUUUUUGAGUCGUGAUGAAAAUUGUGUGUUAGAUUUCCAAGUCAUUUCUUGAGUCGUGAUUAUAAGUGUGUGUUUAGAUUUCCAAGUAAUUUCUUCACAUGUGCAUUGGAUGUCAAGAUGUGUAUUAUGCAUGAUAUCAAAUUAUUGCUUUAUCCCAAAUGGAAGUAGUAUUAUGAUGGUGUGAUAUGUUAGCUGUGGGAGUGUAUGCAUGUAAUGUUUUAAAAUGUCAAUGGUCAGUAGUUUUUCUGUAGUACACCAAGGAUAUGAAACCUUUUUUUACUGAGAAACAAAAUUAAGAUGGAAAUUGAUAUGGUGAAUAUUUUAAAGCUAGAUAUUUUAGUUUGAAUUUGUGAAAAGAAAAUAACUUCCUUUUUAAUUUUAAAACGCUAUUUAAAAUCUGGUGCAAAAAAUGAAAAUUGUCUAUCAUUUAUCACUAAAAAGAAUGAAAGGUAUUACAUGAUAUUAUAUUCACAUUCUAUUAUAUAAACCUUCAUUCAACAUUGAAAGUCUUUCACUGGUUUGUUAAUUGUUUAUUAUUAUGUAUAAGUUGUUAUCUGUUCACACAUUAUUUCCUACCACUGUAUGUGCAAUUCUAGUGUCAGAGAUAUUAUGUAUAAAAAGAUAAAAGCCAUAAUUUAUUCAAUUUGUACAUUAAUCCAAUGUGGAAAUAGAUAUUUUGCAUGUCAAUAUUGUAUACACGUAUUACCAAUUUUUUUUGUCUUUUAUCUUUCUGUGAUGUAUACAAAUGGAAUCAAGUUUUAAAAUAACUCUUGAAAUAUAUUUUUUUUUCACCAAUUGAUUUUGGUACUUCUUCUGUAUCAUGCUUUCUGGUAUUGAUAUGUUAGCAAACAUUAAGUGGCAAUUGUAAUAAUUAGAAAUGGGGAAUGUAACUUUUGCAGUGAAACUUAGAUGAGUAUUUCUAAUACGUUGUAAAUGUGGCAUUGUUAUGCUAGAUAUUUUUCAACAUGUUAAAAUUUCCUUUUUCUUCUUACAAACAGAAAUAUUUCUAGAUCAGAAAUUUGACUUACAAAAGAUUAGGGUUAUUUUAGAAAAAGUGUCUCCUGGAGGCAGAAAACCCUUAAAAAUAAGUGUUACCAACAACAUAUUAAAAUUAAGGUGCAAUAUUUGUUUUACAUAGAAAACUUUUACCUCCACCACCUAAAUAAUUAAUCUUGGUGUUGUUCUCCUUGAAAAGCCCUGAUGAUAUUGAUAAUAAAAAAACAGCUGAUAAAUUGGCUGACAAAUAAAGAUAAGAAUUUUGAUGUGUUGCAAAAUCUGAUGAGAAAGGAGUAUUAAAAGGGAACUUGCCUUGCCAUUUGAGCUUGUAAACCAAAAUGUUAUAUAAAUCAAUCAAAUAACAUCCUUCUUAUUUUUACAAGACAAGCUGUCAAAUUUUAGUUUGUUUUUUGUCUUUGUUUUU